UUGCCAACUCUCGGCUGAAUUACCGGGUAAUUUGAUUAUUAUGAGCUGGCCUGAUCGUCGUCAUUAUGCCAGAAACAUCUACACCAACAACAAUUCACACUAAUUUCUAGCUAAGCGCUUGGACGAUAUGCCACUUAAGAACGGAUCUGUGCAGACAUUGUAGGAACGGAGAGUAAAACCAGGAACUUUUCAAUCUGUCGGAUAUCAUUUUCUGCUGGAUUUAUCAAUUUGACUGUUUACCACACUUCAUUAAGAAUUUCCAUUAUAGCAGCAUCUGUGGGGAGAAGACGACAUCUCUUAUAACAGAUUAAAUAUUCCACUGUUUCAUGUGAACAUUUUCUGAGAUCUUUAGGGUUGAUUUGAAAUAGCAUGAUAUAUCAUUAUAACAGAGAGGAGGAAAUCUGGUGAAUGUCUGCAGAUAGACACUCGAUAAAGCUGAAACAAUAUGAUGUCCACAAAGAUUAGAUGUCAAAGACUGCAAUUUGGGUUUCUUAUUUUAACGUGUAUGAUACCAAAUGGCGUUUUCAGCACCUGUCGCUUUCCGGAGUUCCUUCAACGAGAGCAGCCGUGGGCAGCUGAUUAUGGGGAGGGGAGAUUUGUCGCGUAUGUCAAGAACACGUAUAUGCAGAUAAACCAAUUGAAAGGGGGAAAUGACAGUACUUAUGCUAGACGAUGUAUCGAGGAAACGAAAGGUAAUAAAUAUUUAGUUACCCAUGAAGAAAGCCUAAAACCUCCAAAAUAUAUGUGCAUGGAAUUCUUACAAAGAAGUGAAAACAUUGUGCAGCUAAAAGUGUCACGUCAAUCUGAUCGGCGAUCUAUUGAACUUUGUGAUGAAAGUGGUAUGGGAUUGGACCAUUGGCCGAUUGUGCAAAUAGCCCAAUCACCCGAACAAAGAAUUGUGUGUCCGUUUGUAGGGGGGUACAAUAUAAACAUGUAUUUUCCUAAUGAAACAAUGGUUUGUGUGGAUAAUCUGCUAUUAAUGCGCAUGGAAAGCGAAUGUGAGUCGGGAGAGGGGCUUACUUUUGACUUCCGUACCGAUAAAUGUAUCCCAGCAAAUCUCCCACGAGAAAUCAAACAGCGAGCGUAUUGUAUCGCACAUUGGACGGAGGAGGGCCACACCUUCAUUGUCUUGCAACAUUCUACGGUGCACAAACAUUUUUGGUGCUUACGUAUUACUGAUGCCUUAGGUGAUAUCCGCACAGCUUAUCUGUUUCUUAAUCUGGUCUGCGAUCCCAGCGAACCAGUUUUACAGACACUCAACUAUUUCCACUUCCGAAUGUCAAGGGUCAUCUACUCCACAAUAUGUGCCGACGAACUUGACGGCUGUUCCAUUAUACAAUCAUUCUGUCUCACAGAUUUCCGACGGCACUGUAGCAAAACGUGUGAUUCUUGUGAAUAUGAGAGUGAAUUGGGCUUGUGUACAUUUCCCGAACAUUUACGCGGCAACUGGAUAGAGAGUUCUCGUCAAAAUAAUCGUAGGAUGAGCGUGAAAGAAUAUUCUCUCGGGUUGCAAAAUAUUGGGAAGUUUGAAUGUCUUAACAUUGAAAGCGAGAGUUAUGCCGAUAAAAGGAUAUUGCUGGAACUAUUUGAUAAUGGAUGCUAUCCACGAUACGCAUGCGUUGAUCUGGAGAAGAUUGCGCCCUCUGUAAUAAUCUAUCGUCUAGGUAACAGAAUUGACUGGCCACUUCCCUAUCGUGAAAAUGACAAGGACUAUUUAUGUAAAGCGGACAAAUUCAAAGACCGGAAUACGAAAUAUGCGAAAGAGCGACCUCCCAAAAUUUUAAUUCAUGCUGAUGUCCUUCAUCCGGUGAGCUGCGGUCUUCCCGCGAAACUUCAAUACGGUAUCUCAUUUAAGGAGGAUGGAAAAUUAUGCGGCGGAUGUCUAUAUUACAGCCCGUAUAAUGACGCAGAUAAAAUAUAUAUUCAGCCUGUCAACUGCUCAGUGGAUCCUUACCCAUUAGAAUAUAAUUGCCUGGCAUCGUUUGAUUUCGGAAACAGAACGCACGCUGUCGUGACAAAGACGAGUAUCCCCGGAAACUAUGGGGAGUACUUAUGCUGGGUUUUCACGAUGGAUAAAAAAAUUAAGGUGAUUAAAUCGGCAGAUUGUUAUGAAUUUGAGAACGAGUUUGCUGACCCAGAAGGACUCGAGGCUCAAUUUUCUAUAAUGGAUGUCGCUGAAGAGUCACCUAAUAAUUUAUGUCGGAAUUUAGUUUUUGCACCUCGGACAACUAGUGCCCGACACGUGAGUAAUGGAACGACAAUUAUGCCAAAAGUGCUUUAUACUAUCCUUGAACCAGAAAAACCAAACGCUCAAACGGAACAUAGUAGCGAGAUGGAUGCCAAGGCGGUUUACGAUCACAGAAACUUAGGCCAUGCGUUACAAUCAAAUGUAUUAACAACUAAAAUCAUUUUACUAAUUGCGUUAAUUAUUCUAGUGGCGAGGACUUAACGUUUUGAGAUUUGUUUUAACUAUGAGCGAAGAUUGUGAUAUUUCUUGCGUGACGGAAACAAGUGGACGUACGGGAACGUUGAUUUUUUUCUUCUGGUAAUGAAGGAAAGGGCGUGUCUGUGUUCUAACACGCCAGAUUAAAAGAGAUUAGAUGGAUGGAUUGUAUAAAUAAGACAAUAUUUUAAGGCGUGUGCUUCCAGUUAUCAAAGUACUCUCCAGCUUUGGAAGAGUUUAUAUAAGAGUAGACACUUUGUUGUGUACAUAACGGGCAAAUGGCCAUAUUUAUGUUGUAGAUGAUAUUACUUACCAACAUAAAAGGACGUCUGAGAAUAUGAAAAUUUUACAAUAUUUGUUUUUGCAGUGUUUUUAAAAUUAAGUAGAACUUUUACGGUUUAAAUGUCGAACAUUGGAAAAAUAACAAUAGCACAUAUGAAUAAUAUAUUAACUUUAAUGCUAGGUUCCAAAAUAUCACGAUUCGUGCUACGAUUGAAAUCGUGGUUUUAAUCGUGGAGUAAUCGUGGUGAUUCUAUCAGGUCUUAUCAUAUAUUGAGGUCAGUCGUAGCAAUCAGCUUGGUCGUAUCGAAGCCUAUCCGAACUCAAUAGGGACAUUCCUAUCCUGACGCAUCGCUCGACAGUGAGAACUUGGCAUAAGCAGAUUUCUUUGGUUUGGCGCCUUAUCACUGGCGUCAUAUCCAUGUUUGGAGACUUAUCACUGAAAUCACAGCCAUGGUCCAUAAUAUGUAGGUUACUUGGAAAAUAUAAAAGAUAUUUUGAAAUUGAUUUUUUUUAUCAUUCUUGAUACUGUAGGGAUUACGUGCAAUAUAGUAUACAGAAAUAGAUACAUGUUUUUCAUUUUAAGUGUUUGUGAUCACAAGAAGAUUGAGUAAAAAAAGAACCAGUUAGUAUAGGAGUAUAUUUAUACGUACGCGUUAAUUCUUCAUUAGACGUCAACGUAACCCCAAAACGCUAAUCUAGUAAAACUAUUUCGUUUUGUUUUCGUGGAUAUAAUUUUGUUUACUCUCGUAAAAUAUAGGGAAUAUCUAAUGAAGAAAAACUGUUCAAAACAACAGGUUUUUAACAGAUUAGGGCUCGGCAUGGGAAUAUAUAUUUCCAUCAUGUGGAAAAACCCCCCCAACAAAUUGAGAAAAAAAGUUAAAUUAUUUUCUUUUCGAUCUCGUUAAGCUAAAGUUUGUCUAGAAUCCAAACUGCUCGAAUAUAGUAUAUCAUAAAGUGUAUAAUAUAUAGCUUGAAUAUAGUAUAUUGAAAAGUGCAUAAUAUAUAGCUUUUUGUAAGAUAUCUGUAAAUAAAAUGUAUAAUUUGUAGCACAACACAGUUCAGUGGAUAACAAUCACUAUAUUGUAUACACACGACGUUUCCACAAGAGCAAUCUAAUUAAACCAGAAAUCUACAUUUCGUUUCGUUUCUUUAUACAGUGAAGACAAGUAAAACGAAAUUUUGACCUAUAAAAACGAAACGAAAUAGGGUCUGUGUUUUAAUCAGAUUGCGACAAAAGUUGACUUGUCGUUUCAAGCAAAAAAUUACAAAUACUCACAGUGAUUGUUAUCCAAAUGUGUUGUGUUGUGUCAUGUUCAAUCGCUAAAUGCCAUUCAUGUAUAUCAUUGUUGUUCGUUUUUUCCCGUUCAUUCCAAAUUAAUUUUUAAGAUAUAUAAAUAUUUUCUUUUCGUAUAUUUAUUAAUAUUAUAUACCGGUAUGUAAAUAGAUCGAAGUUAAUAUCCGUUUGUUUGUUAAAUAUUUAACGAUUGUUCUUUUUUUAAAUUAUAAAUCUUUAUUAUUAUGAGCGUAAAUGAGACCCUUGCGGUUGACUUAGCGAUUACUUGAUCGAUGAACUAACUUUAACUCGGACUGGCAGAAUAGUUACUAAUCUAUUUGGGCGACAAGUAUUUUCUCACGCUUUGAAAUGUCGACCAAAUAAAUUACUAAUUGUUUUUCCAUAAGUACGCGUUGCUAUAUUCAGUUAACAAAUGCCCGUAGAAGAUUACUUAAUAAACUAUAACACGUACUUAUGGAAGAGCAAUUACUAAUUUAUCGGGGCGACGAGUAUCUUCUCACUUAAAAACUUUGAGAGAGUACGCUUCGAAAUGACGGUAAAAAAAAUCAGUAAUUGUUCUUCCAUAAGUAAGCGUUAUAGUGUAUGGCUAUAUCCUGUUGAUAAAUGCCUCUAGAGAAUUACUUAAUACACUAAAACACAUACUUCUAGAAGAACAAUAAUCGGGACAACGAGUAUUGUCUCACUUGCUUCCAACAGUUGAGAAAAUACUCUUCGAAACAUCGGCCAAAUAAAUUAGUAAUUGUUAUUCCAUAAGUAUGCGUUAUAGUGUAUGGCUAUAUCCAAUUCAUAUAUGCCUCUAGACAAUGACUAAUUUAUCGGGGCAACGAGUAUUGUCUCACUGGCUUGAAAAAGUUAAGAGAGUACUCUUCCAAACAUCGGCCAAAUAAAUUAGUAAUUGUUCUUCCAUAAGUAUGCGUUAUAGUGUAUGGCUAUAUCCAAUUCAUAAAUGCCUCUAGAGGAUUACUUAAUACACUAAAACAUAUACUUCUAGAGCAACAAUUACUAAUUUAUCGGGACAACGAGUAAUUGUCUCACUGGUUUGAAAAAGUUAAGAGAGUACUCUUCCAAACGUUGGCCAAAUAAAUUAGUAAUUGUUCUUCCAUAAAUAUGUGUUAUAGUUUAUUACUCUGUCCAAUUUGUAGAUGUCUCUAACCUAUUAUGAUGAUUACUUAAUCUCUAUAAUGAUGCUUGUCUGAGAAGUGUUGGAUAUCAAAACAUGCAUAUUAAAAGUUGUGACCACGAUCAACGAUAGUUUAUGGGUUGUUUUUAGAUAAUAUUAUUUUAAAGUGAAACUUUUUAUUCCGUGUAAAUAUCGUGUGUAAUAUAUUCUGUUCCAUUCUUAAAUAGAACAUAACAUGUAUAUACUCCAUAUCAGUGUUCGAAAUUAAAGUCCUGUACAUGUAUGUUUGAUUAAUCAUAUCAAUUUUAUCAUUUAUUAAUUAUUUUCUUUUAAUUAUUGUUCGAUAUUUAUCGAUAAAUCGAUCAAUGCUUCUCUGGUUUCCAAGUUGUCUGUCUCUAGUCUUAUGGCUUAGGUUAAACGUGCCAAUAUAUACAGUUAAUAUUAAUAUUAUAGUUGCGGUAUGUACGUAGACUUGUGUAUAUAAGAUAGAAAGGAGUAGAAUUAAAUCAUUAGCUACGUAAAGGGUAUGUUAAGAUAAUUUCAUUAUUUAGUCAACCCGAAACCUUUUGUUGUCGACCGAGAGAAUACUAUAAUAAACUAGAUAACAGUGGGUAUAAAUAGCUUCUUGGAAAUUUCACAAUAAAUUGACUUUAUAAAGUUAAUUUGUACAUGCUGAAAUAUUCAGUUUGUGGACGGAGUUUAUUUUAUAAAUGUUAUACAUUUUAUAAAUCUUGAGCGGUCUACUCUUAUAUCGAAUUCCAACUGCCAAUGGAUCGUUUACGUGCAUGUCAAUGUGUACACGGGAUCUCGUUUUUUCGUCAAUCCGAACGACUAUACGUUGUCCCUUGCCAGGCCCUUGGUCCGGCACCACUGACAAGGGGGAACCGCGCCGGAAAUUCCACGCAGAGAUCGAACACGAUUUUUUAUGUUAGCGAGCCAACGUCUUACUCACUGAGCCACCGUAGCUCCCAUGAAAACGUAACUUAGCCAAUAUACGAUAAGUUUCAGCACAAGAUAAUAGAGAGAGAGAGAGAGAAAUGGGGUUUAACGUCCACUCGACACAAACUAGGUUAUUUCGGGACUAACAUAUGGUUUAAUUUUAUUUCAAUAAUUCGCUUGCGCGUAGGGGUCUUUAGCAGUGGGAGGAAGCCGGUGGACCCGGAGAAAACCCACGAGGUUGGACAGGCGACCCUACUCCUUGUCACGUACAACCGGGGAUUCACAAGAUAAUAAGUGGCGGUUUGAGUUCUAAAUAUUCCCCAAUUUCAUCACAUACUGCUUCAAAGAUUUCUAUUUUUUUUUUCAGCCUAUACCCAGUUAAAGAGAUAAUAGGUGUGGAGUUAGGCUUAUAUUGUUGACCCUCCGUUCUUAAUUAUAUGUACUAUAAUGUAUAGUGAUUGAUAUUUUCUAAUUAAAUUAAAUAUUUCUUUAAUUUAUAUAAUUAUACUAUAAUAAUAAUUGUAUUAUAAUAACUUGUUGUUUAUGUUGUCUGUGACAACUUUAAAAUGCUUUAUAUCUUGUAUCUGUCAUUUUUUUCUUACCAAUAAAUAUGUUUC
This is a messenger RNA of Patella vulgata (common limpet), 6695 nucleotides long. RefSeq lists its product as uncharacterized. Lineage: Eukaryota; Metazoa; Mollusca; Gastropoda; Patellidae. The coding region runs from base 446 to 2449 and encodes 667 amino acids. The record is from RefSeq and is a predicted model, not a curated record. The transcript is spliced from 3 exons.